This is a messenger RNA of Musca vetustissima, 630 nucleotides long. Its product is annotated as attacin-A-like. The transcript has 2 exons. Gene Ontology annotation, biological process: defense response to bacterium. The record is from RefSeq and is a predicted model, not a curated record. The coding region runs from base 1 to 627 and encodes 208 amino acids. Lineage: Eukaryota; Metazoa; Arthropoda; Insecta; Diptera; Muscidae. Gene Ontology annotation, cellular component: extracellular region.
AUGUUCUCAAAGUCACUUGGAAUUAUUAUUGUUUUGGCCACAUUGGCUCUUGCAAAAGCUCAAUUUGGAGGUUCCAUAACUUCAAAUAGCCGCGGCGGAGCAGAUGUAUUUGCUCGAUUGGGUCAUCAAUUUGGAGAUAAUAAAAGAAAUUUGGGUGGAGGUGUUUUUGCUAGUGGAAAUACUUUGGGUGGACCAGUAACAAGAGGAGCAUUCUUAUCAGGAAAUGCUGAUCGUUUUGGAGCCUCGUUAUCACAUUCCAGAACUGAUAACUUUGGUUCGACAUUUUCACAAAAUGUUAACGCCAAUCUUUUUCAAAACGAUAAACACAAAGUGGAUGCUAAUGCCUUUCAUAGUCGUACACAUUUAGACAAUGGUUUCAAAUUUAGUAAAGUCGGUGGUGGUCUUGACUAUAAUCACGCUAAUGGACAUGGAGCUUCAGUAUCGGCUUCCCGGAUACCCCAAUUGAACAUGAACACUGUCGAUGUGACUGGCAGAGCUAAUUUGUGGAAAUCUCGUGAUCAAGCCACAAGUUUGGAUUUGACUGGUGGUGUCUCCAAAAAUUUCGGUGGUCCCCUUGAUGGUCAAACUGACAAACAUGUUGGUGUUGGUUUAAGUCAUAAUUUUUAAAAU